Suncus etruscus (white-toothed pygmy shrew) is the source of this 1152-nucleotide messenger RNA. RefSeq names its product all-trans-retinol dehydrogenase [NAD(+)] ADH4-like. Gene Ontology annotation, cellular component: cytosol. The transcript has 8 exons. NCBI's taxonomy places the organism in Eukaryota, Metazoa, Chordata, Mammalia, Eulipotyphla, Soricidae. The coding region runs from base 1 to 1152 and encodes 383 amino acids. Gene Ontology annotation, molecular function: S-(hydroxymethyl)glutathione dehydrogenase [NAD(P)+] activity; zinc ion binding. The record is from RefSeq and is a predicted model, not a curated record. Gene Ontology annotation, biological process: formaldehyde catabolic process.
AUGACCACAAUCAUCGCUACUGCCCUGUGCCACACUGAUAUCCAUGCAAUCGACCCAGAGUUUAAGGAGUGUGUUUACCCAGUGAUUCUUGGCCAUGAGGGUGCAGGAAUUGUGGAAAGUGUUGGACCAGGAGUAACCGACUUCAAACAAGGUGACAAAGUAAUUCCUCUCUACACACCACAGUGCAGAAAAUGCAAGUUUUGUCUGAGUCCACAAACAAAUUUCUGUGCGAAGCUGAGUAAAGUCAAAAGUGCAUUGGCUGAUCAACAAAUAAUGGAUGACAAAACCAGCCGGUUUACCUGCAGAGGAAAACCAGUCUACCCUUUUAUGGGAGUCAGCACCUUUUCUCAGUAUACCGUAGUGUCAGACGUCAAUCUUGCCAAAAUUGAUGAUGAUGCAAACUUAGAGAGAGUUUGUCUACUUGGAUGUGGGUUUUCAACAGGCUAUGGAGCUGUUAUAAACAAUGCCAAGGUUACCCCAGGCUCUUCCUGUGCUGUCUUUGGCCUAGGAUGUGUUGGUCUUUCUGCCAUAAUGGGUUGUAAAGAAGCAGGAGCUUCCAGAAUCAUAGCGAUUGACAUCAACAGUGAGAAGUUCACAAAGGCCAAAGCCCUUGGAGCCACUGAGUGCCUCAACCCUAGAAAGCUAGAUAAGCCCAUUCAGCAGGUAAUUACUGAAAUGAUGGAUGGAGGUGUGGACUUCGCCUUUGACUGUGCAGGUGGAUCUGAAGUCAUGAAAGCAGCACUGGACUGCACAACAGUAGGAUGGGGAUCAUGUACUGUGAUUGGAGUAGCCAUGGGUGACAAAGGAUUGAAUCUGUCUCCAAUGGAGCUAAUCUUGGGCCGUACUAUUAAUGGAUCAUUCUUUGGUGGUUGGAAGAGUAGAGACUCUAUUCCAAAGCUGGUUAUUGACCACAAGAAUAAGAAAUUUGAUUUGGAUGCACUGGUGACCCAUACCUUGCCUUUUGACAAAAUCAGUAUGGCAUUUGACCUACUACAACAAGGAAAAAGGGCCGUGUGGGGUCGGGUGAGGGGUGCUGGGGAUAGGGAGCAGCCACGGUUGAGUGGAGGAACAUUGUGGGGCUGGAACGUGUGUCCUGUGAAUUCCUUUGUAAUUCAUCGCAGAAACAUUGUGAAACCCUUUAAAGCACUUUAA